AGUUGUUGGGAUCAGACCGCGGUGCCCAGCCGCAGCUCUGACGGGGUGAUGGCUGUGCCUCCGAUGGCAAUGCCGCCGGGCGCGUGGUACAACGCCCCAGGGGCCGCUGUGUACCAGCAGCAGCAGCCGGCGGGGCGAUUCGCCGGGCACUUCAUGCCUCACAGGCUCUGUCACCACUUCACGAACCAGGGCUGGUGCCGCAAAGAGGAGGCGUGCACGUUCGCCCACGGGCCCACGGAGCUGCACCCACGCGCUGCUGCGACGGCAGGCUUGCCACAGCAGAUGGCCGUGGCGCCGGUGGUGGCGAAGGC
This is a messenger RNA of Prorocentrum cordatum, 311 nucleotides long. NCBI's taxonomy places the organism in Eukaryota, Dinophyceae, Prorocentrales, Prorocentraceae. The record is from the annotation of a GenBank genome assembly.